This is a messenger RNA of Patella vulgata (common limpet), 303 nucleotides long. Its product is annotated as fucolectin-1-like. The annotation marks the transcript as partial. NCBI's taxonomy places the organism in Eukaryota, Metazoa, Mollusca, Gastropoda, Patellidae. The transcript has 2 exons. The record is from RefSeq and is a predicted model, not a curated record.
GACCCCUGGUGGCAAGUUGAUUUACAGAAUACAUAUAACAUUACCAGUGUUACGAUUAGUAACAGAGUUGACGAUAAACAAGACGUUGGACAUCGUUUGUCAGAUACGAGUAUCAUAGUCUAUGAAACCACGCCAUCACCAUCAACGGCAUUUACCGUGUGUAAAUUUAUACCAGGGAUAUUUGGUUGUACAAUCAGAACCUUUGAAUGUGAUGGAGUAGCUAUUGGUCGAUGGGUACGGAUUACAAAACCUACCGAUGUUUUAACUCUCUGUGAAGUAGAAGUGAGAGGUACAAUGAUAUAG